This is a messenger RNA of Xyrichtys novacula (pearly razorfish), 1005 nucleotides long. The record is from the annotation of a GenBank genome assembly. NCBI's taxonomy places the organism in Eukaryota, Metazoa, Chordata, Actinopteri, Labriformes, Labridae.
AGAAGAAAAUCAGCGAUGGCGUUUCUGAGGAUCAUACUUUGUGUUGCCUUCAUGGUCACUGUUGUAUUAUCCAAACCAGUAAGUGUUUCUCUUAUGCUUUUACCAAAAUCUUCAGUAUGUUGUAUGUGAAUGUGUCCCAGAUGUCAACAACUGUCUUUUUCAUGAAAACAGGUCGGCCAGAGUGAAGCCGAGAAUUCAUCCGAUGAGUCCACUGAGACAAAUUCAUCAGAAGAGGCCCACGCUACUGUCCGGGUGUCAGAGGAGCCUCAGAAACAGACGACAUCUGAAGAGACAACUGCGGCUGUUUCUGUAGAAGAGACUGAAGCCCCUGAAACCGCAGACGUGGAACCCACUGAAGAGGCUGUGCUCAGCACUUCAGCCCCACCAGCCUACACAGAUCCACCAGCCCACACAGACCCACCAACUAUUGAAGACACUCACACUGUUCUGCCCAUGUUAGAUGACCUUUCACAGACCACCGUGACCACCACCGUACAAGAUGCUACUACAGAGGGCACCUAUGUCCAACCACAUUCAGGGCUUACUCAGAAUAAUGUUACAACCCAGCCCCCGGUCGUCACCACCGUACACCAAGUGCUCCCCACGGAUGCCACAGCUUCCUCUCCUCCACUCACCAUCGACCCGUCUCCUCUGCCCUCCUCCACUGUCCCGCCCGUGCCGGUCUCCAUCGGGACCGCUGUGACUGCUGUUCCUGUUUGUUUCACUGUGCAGUUCACCACCGCUGAGCCAGAGCCGCCGAGAGGAGACAGCAUGUGAGCCAGACAACAAAAACAGUAAUCCAGAGAUGACUUGUUGUUGUUGUUCAUUAUACUCUCAUGUACUUUUGUUGCAGGAUCAUUAUAUCCUAUUUAAAUACCCUGACUAUGAUUGUACUUAAAUAUCAGGGUCCCUCAAUAAGUAUUUUGUUGCAUGUGAGACUUUUGUAACAGAAAAACUGGUGCUCUUGUUUUGUAAAACUAAGACGUUUGCUCAGAUGUAAGCAGC